Phalaenopsis equestris is the source of this 1381-nucleotide messenger RNA. RefSeq names its product ACT domain-containing protein ACR4-like. The transcript has 3 exons. Bases 394 to 1311 code for a protein of 305 amino acids. The record is from RefSeq and is a predicted model, not a curated record. NCBI's taxonomy places the organism in Eukaryota, Viridiplantae, Streptophyta, Magnoliopsida, Asparagales, Orchidaceae.
UUUUUUUUAUUGUGAUGCAUGUAGGUGGAUGGCAUAAAUAAGUUUGAUAUUUUGCUUAAUAUUAUUCAAGUUUUGAGCGACUUGGACCUCAUAAUCUCCAAGUCAUAUAUUUCAUCUGAUAGUGGUUGGUUUACAGACAUAUUUUAUGUCACCCAUCCUCAAGGGCAUAAAAUAAGAGACUCAACUUUUAUAAGGCAUAUACAACAAUCCCUUAUUGUUGCUGCCCAAAACCAAAGCGGAUCCUCCAAUCCAACACAAGUCAAAAUUAGUGAUGACAACAUAGUCGUCGUUGACCAUUUUGCCUCCGACUGCACCGCCCUUGAAAUAACUUUUUUUGAUCGACCAGGUAUUUUCUCUCAUAUUGCGAACGUGCUCUUUGAGCUAUCAUAUUUUAUGGAAUCAGGAGAAUUAUGGUCCUACAAUGGACAUGUUGCUUGCAUCCUAUAUUUAAAGGAAGAAAGCACGCGUCAACCUAUCAUGAAUCCAAUUAGAUGUAAUUACUUAGUGAACCGCUUGGCCAGUGUUUUGAGAAUACAACACUCCCCGAAUGAGCUAUGGACGGUGAGACUAAAUGACUCUACAUCAUGUCGGAUUCAUACUGAACGACGACUACAUCAGUUGAUGGAUAUGUACACAUGUAUCGAUGUUAGUGAAAAUAGCAAAGAGGUGUGCUUGCCGCAUGUGUUGAUUGAAAGUUGGAAAGAUGUAAACUACAUAGUUAUCAAAAUGAGGAGUAGCGAUAGACCUAAGCUCAUGUUUGAUGUGGUGUGUGCUCUAACAGAUCUUGAUUAUAACAUAUUUCGUGGAUCCAUUAUCUCCCAAGAUUCAGUAGCAUAUCAGGAAUAUUUUGUGCGCCGGACAAAUGGGUACAAGAUGCUGAAUGAAAUGGAAAAACAAAGUUUAAUUCAAAGUUUGAUAGGUGCUAUUGAACGGAGAAUAUCUCGAGGGCUAAAGAUGAAAGUGCGUAAAUUGGACCGUCAUGGUCUGCUAUCUAAUGUGACCACGACAUUAAGGGAGAAUAGUUUGUCACUCGAGAAGAUGAAAUUCACCACUGAGGAUGACUUGGCAGUUGGUUAUUUCUAUAUCAGUGAUGCCUCAUCUUCCACAAAUGCCAAGGAAAUUGAUCAGCAAAGGCUAGAGGCAGUGUGUAACGAGAUUGGUCGAGGUGUCUACUUUGAAAAAAAGAUUAAGGAGUGCAUCACUAGCCCGCCAGCUCAUGAGAAGAAUGUAUUUUCUUUUAUUCGCUCUUUGGGAAAGAGCUUGUGGUUUCAUAUCAAACGUUUCUUUAGCAAUUUCAGAUUUGUGAGAUAGAUUUUUAAUUCUAUAGUUUAUUAAUGCCUCUUUUUUGAACAAAUAUUUGUACUUGUUCUAAUGAUUUUAU